Messenger RNA from Schistosoma mattheei, 735 nucleotides. NCBI's taxonomy places the organism in Eukaryota, Metazoa, Platyhelminthes, Trematoda, Strigeidida, Schistosomatidae. The record is from the annotation of a GenBank genome assembly.
AUGAUUUUAGUAUUGUUAGGUUCAUUGCUAAGCUUUAAUUAUCAUUCUGGACAAUGUAGACUUUUACAUAAAUUGGAUUCAUUCAAGAAACAUAGAAUGGAAUCAAACGUUGUUGAUUUAGAUGGUACUAAUGAAUGUAAUAAUAUAAGUAAACGAAUUAAAAUUAUUUUGGUGGGUAAUUCAAAUGUUGGCAAAUCAAGUUUAUUAAAAUCAUUCACUAAAGGAUCUGAUGAAAAUGAACCAGUCUCUACAAUUGGUACCGAUUUAAAAUUAUAUGAAAUGAGAUUGAAUGGUGAAUUAAUUAAACUUUACAUUUGGGAUACAGCUGGUACAGAAAGAUUUAAAAAUCAUAUGUCUCCUUCAUAUUUUCGUCAUGCACAAGGUGCUUUAGUAGUUUAUGAUGUUGGUUGUCAAAAAAGUUUUGAAGAAUUAAACACAUGGGUUAAAAUGAUUGAACAAUAUUCUGGUAGUAGAUUAGUUAAAGUGAUUAUUGGUAAUAAAAAUGAUUUACCAGCACGUGCUAUAUCUAUACAAAAAGCUGAAGAAUAUGCUAAAAGUAUUAAUUGUGUAUAUUUGGAAACUAGUGCAAAAACUGGUCUUCAUGUUAGACAAGCAUUCGUUACAUUAGUACAUUUGAUUAUCGAAAAAAAUUCCAAUCAAUUAAGUGUUAAAGAGAAUAAUGUGGUUUUACGCGAAAAACCUACAAAACAUAAAGCUCAGUGUUGUCAUCAUUAA